AUGAGCCACCAUCAAGCUUGUUUUGAAUUAUUACCAAAUGAAAUUUUAAUCGAAUUGUUUCAAUAUUUUGAUGCACAAAAACUUUUUCAUGCAUUCUAUAAACUUAAUAUACGUUUAAAUACAUUAAUACAAUCAUUUCAUCAUUUAAAACUUGUGUUUUAUUUAAAUAAAAUGAAUAAUAAUAAUAUAAUUAACAAUAAUGAUAUAUUCCGCUCAUUUAUUUAUACUUUACGUGUUGAUUCUGGUAUUAAUGUUAAUCUCACUCAGUUUUCAAAUAUUCGACAUCUUAAAUUAGAAUGGCCUUCAAAUCAAGAACUUCAACAACUUUGUUCUAAUGUACUUCCUUAUUUAGAAAAACUUAAUUUAGUAUACAUAGGUAAUGUAUUAACAAAUACAUUCUUAAGUUCAAAAUUUUCUUAUUUAGAUAUAUUUCCUGCAAAUAAUGGAUUAAUGUGUUUACCUUCACUUCGUAUUUUAAAAAUUCGAUUUAUAAAUCUAUCAAUUUAUCAAACUAUUCUAUCUCUAUGUCCUAAUUUAUAUUAUUUUCAAUUAUCUAUAUUUACUUCGGAAGAAUUCUUAUCAAAUAUUCCAAUACAUGAUAAUCUUAAACGAUUAGUUAUUCAUGUUGGAGAUGUUAUUUGGCCUUGGAAUGAUAAUUUAUUUAAUAAAUAUCUUUCAUGUGUACCUAAUCUUGAACAAUUAAAUAUUCAUCGUUUAUUUUAUAUUUCAAGAAUAACAGAAUCUUUUUUUAAUUACGAUUGGUUUGCAUCAAUUAUAUCUGCACAUUUACCAACACUUCAUCGAUUUUAUUUUUAUUUACAUUGUUUCCCACCAAAAAAUUUAACUGAAUAUGAUACAGAAAAAAUUCUAAAUCAAAUUAAAAACAAUUUUAUAGAAUCUCAUCAUGAUCAAUAUCAAUCUCGAUUAAUAAUUCAACAUUCAUAG
Messenger RNA from Adineta steineri, 945 nucleotides. The record is from the annotation of a GenBank genome assembly. Lineage: Eukaryota; Metazoa; Rotifera; Eurotatoria; Adinetida; Adinetidae.